AUGGAGAGUUUAAUAAAAAAAAGUCUAAAUAAACGUGAAAAGUCAUUUGAAAAAAGUUCUUGUCCAUUAUGGUUAUUAAAUAUUCUUCCAACACCAUUUAAAACAAUUGAAAUCAUCAAUGAAAAUGAAAAUGAAAAUGAUCAACAACAACAAAUCUUCGAUGAUUUGAAACCAUAUGAAUUAAUUCAACGAAUUCCACUUUUAAAUCAAUUCGAUAAUGAAUUGUUAAAUAAUUCAUUGCAAUUACUUUAUUUAUCAUCAAAUAAACAAAUUGUAAAUUUAAUAAAAACAUUCCAAGAACAUAAACAAAUGAAAUUGAAAAAAAUCAAUGAAGAAAAUCGAAGAAAACAAUGUGAAGAAUCGUUAUGUUUAAAUUUCUCAAUUCCAUUAAGUUCAUUUUGUAAAGAACAUUUUCUUGAAAAGGAUUUCAAACAAAUUCUAUUUGUUCAAUGUUCAAUUUGUCAAAAGAUCAAAAUUAAAUUUGAUGAAAAGAAUCUUUUCAAUUUUUGUUCUCAUUGA
Molecule: messenger RNA, 519 nt
Organism: Adineta ricciae
Lineage: Eukaryota; Metazoa; Rotifera; Eurotatoria; Adinetida; Adinetidae
Source: the annotation of a GenBank genome assembly